Molecule: messenger RNA, 393 nt
Organism: Fragaria vesca subsp. vesca
Lineage: Eukaryota; Viridiplantae; Streptophyta; Magnoliopsida; Rosales; Rosaceae
Exons: 1
Coding region: 1-393 (130 amino acids)
Source: RefSeq, a predicted model, not a curated record
AUGAACUGGAGCAGAUUGUGUAAGGGGAACUUUAAUGGGGCAUCCUUCAUUGCUGCAAGUUUACCACAUGUAUCAGCUGAAGAGUGUAUCUUUGACUCUGCAAAUUGUGAAGGUUGUUUCUUUAGUGAGGCUGAGCUCAAUAGAGGAACUUUCAAAGAGGCCAAUCUGUGUAGGGCAAACUUUUACAAGGCAAAGCUACUGGAUUGCAACUUAUCCCAUGCCAAGUUAGCACAUGCUAACAUGCAAGAUGUAGAUUUAAGUGGCGCAGAUCUUGGUAGCGCAGAUCUUUCUGGUUGUGUAUUUUCAAAUGCCAACCUUCAAAAUGCUAGUUUGAUUAGGGCCAAAUUACCUAAUGCUGCUUUGAAAGGUGCACAUCUGUUGAAUGUUGAAUAG